Messenger RNA from Abrus precatorius (Indian licorice), 3271 nucleotides. RefSeq names its product probable acyl-CoA dehydrogenase IBR3. The transcript has 17 exons. Bases 379 to 2865 code for a protein of 828 amino acids. NCBI's taxonomy places the organism in Eukaryota, Viridiplantae, Streptophyta, Magnoliopsida, Fabales, Fabaceae. The record is from RefSeq and is a predicted model, not a curated record. Gene Ontology annotation, molecular function: oxidoreductase activity, acting on the CH-CH group of donors; flavin adenine dinucleotide binding.
AGAGGCAGUUCCUCAUCCCAUUUCUCCUUUCUCCUUAAUUUCCUCCCACCUCUUUCCAUCUUGUUUCUUCUUUUUUACCUUUUUAACAAAUAUCAAAUUUAAUAAAAGAUCAACGUACACCAAAAAUAUAUAAUUAUUUAUAUCUUUAUACAUUUAUUAUUUUAUCACAUCUCAAUUUUUAUGUUAAUUUCUCUGGUAUUUUAACUCCAUUAAACACUUGGAAAACAGUAUCCAAUUCAGACGCAAGUUGAACUCGACCCAGCCUACAACUCGUAGUUAUAUACCUGCACUUUGUCUGUGACACACACCAAAACCAAAUCACACUUUCUAUAAUAUAUUCAUCUCCAUCGAUAACUCCGUCUCACAUCGAAUUCGAACAUGGCGAGGAAUACUAUUGACCUUGUAUCCAAUCUCAACGUAGCACAACACUUCUCCAUCGACUCAACCCUCCGCUAUUGCUCCUCCAAUGUCUCUGGCUUCCCUCAUUCCCCUACUCACUUCACCAUCUCCCAGUUUGGGCAUGGACAAUCCAACCCCACGUACUUGUUGGAAGCGGGUUCACAUGGCUCCUCGGUGAAGCGCUAUGUUCUCAGGAAGAAGCCUCCAGGGAUGUUGCUGGCUUCAGCUCAUGCUGUCGAAAGAGAGUUUCAGGUUCUGGAGACAUUAGGCACUCAUACCCAAGUUCCGGUUCCUAAGGUUUUUUGUUUGUGCAAUGAUCCAAGUGUUAUUGGAACAGCAUUUUAUAUCAUGGAAUUUUUGGAGGGACGCAUAUUUAUUGACCCCAAGCUACCAGGUGUGACACCGGAGAGGAGGAGGGAAAUUUACCGGGAAACUGCAAAAACCUUAGCUUCCUUACAUUCUGCUAAUGUGGACUCAAUUGGUCUCGGAAAAUAUGGGCGGCGAAAUGAUUAUUGCAAAAGACAGAUUGAGAGGUGGGCUAAGCAAUAUAUUGCCUCAACUAGUGAGGGUAAACCUGCAAGAAAUCCAAAAAUGUUUGCCCUGGUUGAUUGGCUGCAGCAUCAAAUCCCUCCCGAAGAUUCUUCAGGAGAAACAGCAGGUCUGGUUCAUGGAGAUUUUCGCAUUGACAAUCUUGUGUUCCAUCCCACAGAGGAUCGAGUAAUUGGAAUACUAGACUGGGAAUUGUCUACCCUUGGUAACCAAAUGUGUGAUGUCGCAUAUUGCUGUAUGCCUUAUAUUGCAGAUAUUGGAUUUGAAAAAGUACAAGAAGGUUUGGAACUUUUUGGAUUACCUGAGGGAAUUCCUUCACUACCAGAAUAUUUGGCUGAUUACUGCUCUGUAGCAGGAAGAAAAUGGCCUGCUACUGAAUGGAAGUUCUAUGUUUCCUUUUCUUUGUUCCGUGGGGCUUCAAUUUAUGCUGGAGUGUAUAAUAGAUGGGUUAAGGGCAAUGCAUCAGGAGGUGAGCGUGCUCGACACACAGCAGUACUUGCUAAUGGCCUUAUAGAUGCUGCUUGGGAAUUUAUUGAACGCAAAUCUGUACUUCCGCACCAUCCUCCCUCAGAUGCAAAUGCACGACACUAUUCAAAGGAGUUGGUGAAUGGGAAUGAUAUGCAGGGCCUCUCAAAUCAGGGGAAGUUUGUUCCUAGUCAAAAGGUUUUGGUGCUGAGGAACAAAUUAAUUAAGUUCAUGGAGGAACACAUAUACCCCUUGGAAAAUGAAUUUUUUAAACUUGCCCAGUCAGAAUCACGUUGGACUGUUCACCCAGAAGAGGAAAAGUUAAAGGAAAUUGCAAAGAGAGAAGGCUUGUGGAACUUAUGGAUUCCUCUUGAUAGUGCUGCAAGGGCAAAAAAUCUUAUUUUUGAUGGAAGCAAUAGUGAUCUCUCUAGUGAUGCAAAUGAGUUGUUAUUGGGUGCUGGACUUACAAAUCUCGAAUAUGGAUACCUUUGUGAGAUCAUGGGUCGUUCUACUUGGGCUCCACAAGUGUUUAAUUGUGGUGCACCUGACACAGGUAAUAUGGAGGUAUUACUACGCUAUGGAAAUAAAGAACAACUACGAGAAUGGCUUAUUCCUUUGCUUGAGGGGAAGAUUAGGUCUGGAUUUGCAAUGACAGAACCACGUGUUGCAUCUUCUGAUGCAACCAAUAUUGAGUGCUCUAUCAAAAGGCAAGGAGAUUCAUAUAUUAUCAAUGGGACAAAAUGGUGGACAAGCGGUGCUAUGGAUCCAAGAUGUAGAAUUCUUAUAGUUAUGGGCAAAACUGACUUCAAUGCAGCAAAGCAUAAACAGCAAUCUAUGAUCUUGGUGGAUAUCCAGACUCCUGGUGUUCACAUAAAGAGACCACUGACAGUGUUUGGCUUUGACGAUGCUCCUCAUGGGCAUGCAGAAGUAACAUUUGAAAAUGUUUGUGUGCCAGCAAAAAACAUCAUACUGGGUGAAGGACGUGGAUUUGAGAUUGCUCAAGGUAGGCUUGGUCCUGGAAGGCUGCACCAUUGUAUGAGACUGAUAGGUGUUGCUGAACGAGGCAUGCAUAUGAUGGUUCAAAGAGCUCUUAAUAGAAGAACAUUUGGGAAGUUGAUUGCUCAACAUGGUUCAUUUCUUUCAGAUAUGGCCAAGUGCCGAAUAGAGCUAGAGAAGACCAGAUUGUUAGUGUUGGAAGCGGCUGAUCAGCUUGAUAGGCAUGGGAACAAAAAAGCUCGGGGGAUAAUAGCAAUGGCAAAGGUAGCUGCGCCAAACAUGACUCUAAAGGUGAUUGACAUGGCAAUCCAAGUGCAUGGAGCAGCUGGUGUAUCAUCUGACACAGUCCUGGCACACAUGUGGGCAACUGCAAGGACAUUGAGAAUCGCAGAUGGUCCAGAUGAAGUCCACCUGGGGACCAUAGCCAAGUUAGAACUACAGAGAGCCAAGCUUUAAGAAGUUCAACAGUCUGCACCACUAGAAUGAAACAGGAAGUUAAAUUGCCACCAAGGAAAAAGCAUUUAUGACAAUAGCAUUGUUCCCAAAUGCUUUUGGAAGCAUUGCAUAACGUGUAUUUGUUCAAAAUAAGCUUGCUCACUGUAUUCCAGGUUGGUAACGCUUGUAUUCUUUGUUAAAUAGUAUACACCAUAACAAUGUUGUUGCUGAGAGAAAAUAAAAAUGAUACUGGGUGUGGCAGUCUUGUUCUCAUUUACAAACAUAAAUAUAUACCAAGAUUAUCCGUGGUAGAGAUUAAAGAUGCAUGCUUGAAUAUCUUAACCACGCCUAAGCAAAUAUGUGAGCCACAACUUGGUGCCUUAUUCUCCAUGUUUCAGAAGAGUGCUAAAUACUCUGCUUCUCCAUU